Molecule: messenger RNA, 9985 nt
Organism: Hippopotamus amphibius kiboko
Lineage: Eukaryota; Metazoa; Chordata; Mammalia; Artiodactyla; Hippopotamidae
Gene: TBC1D32
Product: TBC1 domain family member 32
Exons: 34
Coding region: 165-4067 (1300 amino acids)
Biological process (GO): non-motile cilium assembly
Source: RefSeq, a predicted model, not a curated record
CACGCGCAGCGCUGACGUCCCGCCGCCAGAUCCACCCGCAGAGUCUUUGGGAUCUCUUUUUUGCCGUUAGCCGGGGCAGCCUGAAUUCUGUUGGCACGGAAGAACGGCAGCGACGAGUUCCAAAGGCGGGACCUCGAGGAUUCUGGCCUGCCCAACGCAAGAGAAUGGCCCAUUUCUCCGCUGAGGACGAAGCGAUGCUGCAGGCGAUGCUGAGGCAGUUGUUCCAGAGCGUGAAGGAGAAAAUCACGGGUGCUCCCUCCUUGGAGUGCGCCGAGGAGAUCCUCUUACAUCUGGAGGAAACUGAUGAAAAUUUUCACAACUAUGAAUUUGUGAAAUACCUUAAACAGUAUAUAUGCAACACUUUGGGAUCUAUGAUUGAAGAAGAAAUGGAAAAAUGGACAUCUGAUCAGAAUCAGAGUGAGGAAUUUGGCUAUGACACAGUUGUACAGCAUGUUACUAAAAGAACUCAGGAAUCUAAAGAAUACAAGGAAAUGAUGCAUUCCCUGAAGAACAUCAUGAUGAUAGUGGUGGAAUCGAUGAUCAACAAGUUUGAAGAAGAUGAAAUACGAAGUCAAGAGAGGCAGAAGAAAAUCCAAAAGGAGAAAAGCAGUAGUUACUGCACAGACAAUUGCUCUGAUAGUGAUUCGUCAUUCAAUCAGAGUUACAAAUUUUGUCAAGGAAAAUUACAGUUGAUUUUAGACCAGUUGGAUCCUGGGCAACCUAAAGAGGUGAGAUAUGAAGCCUUGCAAACAUUAUGUUUGGCUCCUCCAUCUGAUGUACUGAACUGUGAAAACUGGACCACUCUCUGUGAGAAACUGACAGUGUGUCUUUCAGAUCCUGAUCCUGUAUUCAGUGACCGGAUUUUAAAAUUCUAUGCACAGACAUUUACACUUUCACCGUUACAUAUGACCAAGGAAAUUUAUACAAGCUUAGCUAAAUAUUUGGAGUUAUACUUUCUUUCUAGAGAAAAUCAUAUUCCUACUCUUUCAACUGGCGUAGAUAUAACUAAUCCUAAUGUGAUCCGUUUACUUAAAAAGGUUCGUCUUCUAAAUGAAUAUCAGAAAGAGGCUCCGUCUUUCUGGAUUCGACAUCCAGAAAAGUAUAUGGAAGAAAUUGUGAAGAGUACUUUGUCUUUAUUAUCAUUUAAACAUGAUCAAAGCCAUCUUGUCUCACAAAAGAUUUUGGAUCCUAUAUACUUUCUUGCAUUGGUUGAUACCAAGGCUGUGUGGUUCAAAAAGUGGAUGCAUGCAUGUUAUAGCAGAACUGCAGUACUAAGACUUCUUGAAAAGAAGUAUAAAUCUCUGAUAUCUACAGCAGUUCAGCAGUGUGUUCAGUACUUUGAGUUGUGUGAAACCAUGAAAGCCGAUGAGGUUUUGGGACAUUCAAAGCCUUGUGGGAAUGAGCAGAAAACUUUCUACUACUCAGGAAAAGAAUUACAAUAUAUUUAUUUCGUUCACUCACUGUGCCUUUUAGGAAGAUUAUUGAUCUAUACACAAGGCAGAAAGCUAUUUCCUAUAAAGCUGAAGAAUAGAAAAGAUUCAGUAUCCCUUACAGAUAUGCUGGUUCUGUUUACCCAACUUAUCUAUUACUCACCAAGUUGUCGAAAGAUGACAUCACCUGGUCAUUUAGAGAAUUACUCUCCUGCAAGUAUGGUAACUGAAGUUUUAUGUAUACUCUGUGAUCAAAAAGAAUGUGCAGUUGAAUGCUUAUAUAACAGCACUGUGAUUGACACACUUCUUCAGCCUAUUCAUAACUUAAUGAAAGGAAUUAAGGCCGCUCCAAAUUGCUCUGAAACAGCUUUAAUUCAUAUAGCUGAUAUUUUGGCGAGAAUUGCAUCUGUAGAAGAAGGACUUAUCCUACUACUUUAUGGAGAAAAUAUGAACUCUUCUGAAGAAAAAAGUCCCACAGGUGCUCAUAUAAUUGCCCAGUUUUCAAAAAAACUUCUUGAUGAAGAUAUUUCUGUUUUUUCUGGAUCGGAAAUGUUUCCUGUGAUUAAGGGAGCUUUUACUUCUGUGUGUCGUCAAAUAUAUGGUACAUGUGAAGGCUUGCAGGUGUUAAUUCCUUAUAGUUUGCAUGAAUCUAUGGCAAAGGCAUGGAAGAAGACAAGUUUGCUAUCAGAAAGAAUUCCUACUCCAGUAGAGGGUUCUGAUUCCGUUUCUUCAGUAAACCAGGAAUCCCAGAACAUUAUGGCUUGGGAAGAGAAUUUGUUAGGUGAUUUACUAAAUUUUGCUGCCACUCCCAAAGGACUACAACUUCUUCAAAGAACAGGUGCCCUCAGUGAAUGUGUGACAUUUAUGUUCAGUCGAUACGCAAAAAAAUUACAGAUCAGCAGGCAUAAAAAGUUUGGCUAUGGAGUUUUGGUUACACAAGUGGCAUCAACAGCAGCAGGUGCAAAAGCACUACAAAGUUCAGGAUUUAUUAAUGCACUUCUAACUGAAUUAUGGGCCAGUCUGGAAUGUGGAAGAGAUGACGUUAGAGUAACCCAUCCCAGAUCUACUCCAGUAGACUCUAUUGACCGAAGCUGUCAAAAGUCUUUUCUAGCACUGGUGAACCUUUUAUCUUAUCCUGCUGUUUAUGAGCUGGUAGGCAAUCAAAGUCUUCCUAAUAAAGCAGAAUAUUCUCUUCGUGAAGUCCCAACAAGUAUUAUCGAUAUUAUUGACAGGCUCGUAAUUUUGAAUUCUGAAGCCAAGAUUCGUUCUUUAUUCAGCUAUGAACAAUCACACAUCUUUGGUCUAAGGUUAUUAAGUGUGGUAUGCUGUGAUCUAGACACUCUUCUCCUGUUGGAGGCUCAGUAUCAAGUAUCUGAAAUGUUACUAAAUGCUCAAGAAGAAAAUACCUUAGAGACUUCUGAUGGUCACAGAGAUUUUAUAAUUGAUAGCUUAUCAGUAGAGAGAAAUCAUAUUCUUGUUAGAAUAAAUCUUAUUGGUGGGCCAAUGGAACGGAUUUUGCCUCCAAGGAUACUAGAGAAGGGUGAUGAUCCGUACCCUUGGCCAAUGUUUUCAUCAUACCCUUUACCAAGCUGCUAUUUGUCAGACUGUAUUACAAGAAAUGCUGAUCUAAAACAAGAUGGUGAUAUUGGCAAACUUUUAUUGCACUUCAAAAUGGCUGAUAAACAAACUGAGUGGUUAGAAAACUGCCAAAGACAAUUUUGCAAAAUAAUGAAGGCUAAACCUGAUAUAAUCAGUGGAGGUGCUUUAGUAGAAUUACUUGAAAAAUUUGUGCUUCAUCUCUCUGAAAGCCCAUCUGAAUGCUGCUUUCCCUCAGUGGAAUAUACAGCUACUGAUGUAAAUGUGAAGAAUGAAAAUCUUUCAUCUGUGCAACAGCUUGGCAUUAAAAUGACUGUCAGGUAUGGCAAGUUCCUCAACCUGUUAAAAGAUGGUGCAGAAAAUGAUCUUACCUUGGUUUUAAAGCAUUGUGAGAGAUUCCUGAAACAGCAGCAAACUUCUGUAAAAUCUUCUCUUCUCUGCUUGCAGGGAAGUUACACUGGCCAUGACUGGUUUGUAUCUUCUUUGUUCAUAAUAAUGUUGGGGGACAAAGACAAAACAUUGCGAUUUCUUCAGCAGUUCUCCAGGCUUCUGACUUCUGCUUUCCUUUGGUUGCCAAGACUACAUAUUUCUAGGUAUCUACCUAUUGACACUAUAGAAUCUGGCAUUCAUCCUGUAUAUUUUUGCAGCACUCACUAUAUUGAAAUGCUACUGAAAGCGGAGGUGCCACUUGUAUUUUCAGCUUUUCACAUGUGUGGUUUUGCACCAUCACAGAUUUGCCUGCAAUGGAUAACUCAGUGUUUUUGGAAUUACUUAGAUUGGAUAGAAAUCUGCCAUUAUAUUGCUACUUGUGUUUUCCUUGGUCCUGAUUAUCAAGUGUAUAUCUGUAUAGCUAUAUUCAAACAUCUACAACAAGACAUUCUACAGCACACUCAGACUCAAGAUCUGCAGGUUUUCCUAAAAGAAGAAGCACUGCAUGGGUUUCGAGUGAGUGAUUACUUUGAAUACAUGGAAAUUUUGGAGCAAAACUACAGACCAGUGCUACUGAGAGACAUGCGGAACAUUAGAGUGCAAAGCACAUAGAUCUUGGAACACACAAUUUAAUUUUAUGUUUUAUUUAUUUUUAAAGGAGAUAGAGGGACUUGAUUGUUUUCUGUGUCCAUAACAACACACACUUUAUGAAUACACAAUAUUGUAAAUCACUAGUGAGACUUUUUGAAUAUAAUAAUACAUUCAAGUAGGUAUCAGCUCAAUUGAAGUGAAUUCGUUUUUGUAAGUUUGUUGUUGUUUAAGGUUGUUUUAGAAUGAAACCUAGCUUACUUACGUUCUUUAUGUUUAAGAGUUAGUCUUAACCUACAUGGCCUUCUUCCCAGGAUGAUUAAAAUAUUUUUUCCAGUGAGUUUGGAAAGUAGUAGCAAUAUUGUAAAUAAUUGACCAGCCAGAGAGGGUCCAUAGAAACAAGGAAGACAAUUGUUUUCUUCAUUUUUAUGUCUGUACGUAUAAAGGAAAAUAGGCAAAACCAUAACUGCUUAUUUUACGUAUGGAGGAACAAAUGAUAUUUAUCAUGGCAAGUGGUAGGAAAAUUAUGGUCAUCAGACAUAAUUGUUUUUCUAGGAAUUGCUCUUGAUACCUAUAUCAAUUUAUAAUUUUUCAUGUGAAAUGUCUCUACAUGGUUCAUUUAAAAGAUAGAUUGAUUAUUUCAUACUGAUACGCAUUUAACUCUUAUUUGUUAUGUGGUUUCCUCAGUGAUAGAUUUGAUUUGUACCGAAAUUGAAAACAUUAAAGAGAAUAGAUUUGUAAAUUAUUUUAAAUGACCAACACAAUGUUUUAUUUAAAUAGAAGGCUCUGCUCCAUUGAGAUUAAUGCAAUAUGCUAGGGUCUAUUUUCUUAUAACCGUCACAUUUAAUAUAUGAAAGAUAAGACACAAUAAUAUUAUUAAUUUUUCAGUCAGCAAUUUCAACAAGCUUUUAAAAUUAUAGGUAGAGGUUGUUUUGUAUUCAGUGUUUAUAUUUAAAUAUAAAUCAACCAUUAAAACCAUUCUGAAGGCUUUUUUCUUUUCAACCAAAAAUGGCUUAUCUACAGACUCUAUUUUUCCUUUUAGUAUGAUGAAAUAACUGGUACCAUACAAUUUUCAGUUUUGUGAUAUUUAGGAGAUUGCAGUAUCAACCUUCCAAAAUCAGGUUUUGUGCUGUAAAUGCCAACAAAAGCUUCUCAUUAAUGGUGCUCCUAAAGGGCAUUGAAAAAGUUGAGAAAAGAAAAUUGAGCAAGUUAAUUUGACAUAUUGCUCACUUUAGCUCUGGCGGAUAUGAGCUAGUAAGAAAGCCCCAGGUUACUCAAAACACCAAGUUUUGUCUACUUUCAAACUUAAUUUUGAAAAGCUGUUCCAGAGAACCUGUAAUACAUGUUUCUCUUUCUUCUCAUUCUGUUCCUGAGAUAUUAUUAUUGGUCCUCAGAAACUUGAAGCUUUAUUUCUUUUUAAAAGCUCUUACAUGGUAAUUGGAAAUGCAACUGGAGAAGGAACUGUAAUUUAAUUUUAUGAUAUUCAUUGGUGAUUUUGAUUGGAAACUGAAGUAAGAUUUAGAUAAUAGUUACAUUUUGGAAAAGCGACUUCAGCUGGAGCCAGAAGGCUUUCGUUUUCAUUUGUUAAAUAUCUUAUGAACAAUGACUUAGCUAUUUGGUGAAAUGAAACAUCAAGUAUGGUAGGUUUUGUAGCUACCAUUAUGAAUUAUUUUGUACCUAUUUUUAUUUUAAGAAUACUGUUUAGAGUAGAAAUACAGCCCUCUCUUGCCUCUCAGUUUUAUUUUUAAUUAUUUAAAGUAUAAGUUAUUAGGACUUCUUUCUAAUUUGUGAAGGAGACUUUAUACAUUUUACAGGAUUUUUUAUAAUUAUAUUUUAUACAAUGUAAACAAAUUUGUGAAAAAUUUGUGUUCAUAUAUACAUCUUCAAAUAUCUAUUUUCAAAAUAUCAUCUUUGUAGUUUUGCCUCUUCAUGUUUAGGCAUCUAAAGAAUCUGUGAAAGUAAAUUAAGUCUCAGAAAUUCAUCUAAACUUGCUAACAGGAUUCUACCUAAAUUUAUGAUUAUUAAAUUAUGGUGUAUGCUAGUUUGAUUUUCCAGUUCCAAGAUGUUAAGGAAAUAUUUUUGGUCAUUCAUUAUACAGACAUAUUGUGAGUAAAAUGAAAUAUUUUUAAUAUUCAAGAUAGGAUAAAUGAAACACAGCGCCUCCAGAAAGUUCACUGUCUUUGUGGGAAGGUGAAUAGUUUUAAAACUGAAAAUACAGUUAUAAAGAUAAAUGAGAACUGACCUCUGAAUUUGUUGAUCUUGAUAAGAGUAGUUUUGAUGGAGUAGUGAGAGCAAAAGUUUGUUUGGAGCUGGUUUAAAUGAUGCUGAAAGGAAAGAUUUUGGAAACUGCUCUUUCUAGGAGUAUUGUUGUCACAGGGAAAGAGAAUGCAUGUGGUAGCUAGAGUAGGCAUGGGAUCAACAGACUUUUUAAAAAUGGGAAAUGGAAACGUUUAUAUGUGGGCAGAAAUGAUGCAGUAAGGAAGGAAAAACUGAUGAUGCUGAAAAGAGAAAUGCUGGCGUGACUGUCAUGAUAAAAGGUAGGGGAAUGGUAUCUAGUUAAUAAGUUUUGGAAUUAGCCUUUGCCUGGAACAUGGACCCUUCAUUCAAAGUAACAGAAGAGGAGAGUUUAAAUGUGCACAGACACAGGGUGGACAUUGCUGGAAGUUAUUGUUCCCUAUUUCACUGAGAAAACAAGGUCAUCAGCUAUGAGGAUGGUAAAACCUGAUAGGUUUUAGGAGAUUAAGAGUAAGUGAAAUAGUUGUUUAGGAUAGUGGGAGAGUAAAUAGACUAGGAAAACUUAAUUGUGACAGUGGUCAUGAGAUGAGUUAGCAAAGCUGUAUGUUUUUCUCUAGCCACAUUUCACUGUGAAGGGGCAGGCAGUAGGUUGUGAAUUGGUUUUAACCAGGGAUUUGGUUUAGCCAAGAGAAUGAUGACAAAGCAAAGGAGGCACGAGGGAGUUGAUAUAUGCAAGUGAAUUGUUAUAAUAUUGUGACCAUGGCAAUUAAGCUAGAUCAAAAGAAAAUGGAGACAGGAGAGGGAUAUGAUAGAUACAGAGAAAAGUUGAUAAGAUCGAUUGAUUUUAGUUUCUCUGGAGAGGAAGGUGAGACCAUUACAAUUAGCAGUUAAGUAAAAUGCUUAAAAUUGAGAUUUUGGAAGAAGAUGACCAUGAUAGCUAACAGAGAGUGGAGGAUGAGAUCACUGAAGGAAAGGGAAUCAGGAGCUGAGAUUCCAAAGUAUUGGAAGAAAUAUCUUUUUGGAUGUUGAAGUUACCAACAUUUUCACAAGGAAUUGUUUUGGAUAGCUUGAAAAUGACCCAAAAGUUAAAAUUCUCAAGGAUUAGUCUAGAAAAAAAGAAAUGAUAAGUGGAAAUCUGAGAGGCAAAAUCAAAUAGAAAUCAAAGACAACGGUACACAACCAUUGUUAUUUUAAUAUAUCUAAUUUGUAAAUAAAACAAUAUCUAAUUUUUUGAAAACUUUGGUUAGAUAAACAUUUCUUACACAAAAACCACAAACCAUAAAAGAAAAAAUUGAUAAAUUUUGUAGAUAAUUUUCUUCAAAAUUUAAAAAGGAAAAAAGAAAAAAAAGCUCUUUAGAAGUACUCUCAAAUAAAUGAAAAGAUAAGCUACACACUAGGAGAAUAGAUUUACAAAAUAUAUAUCUAGUACAAGAGCUGUGUUCACAUUAUAAAAAUCUGUAAUCACUCAGUAAGAGAACACAUAACGUAACAGGCAAAAUAUUUUAACAAACACUUCACUAAAGAAGAUAUACAGAUGACAGGCACAAAAGAUGCUCAUCAUUAGUUAUUAGAAAAAGCAGAUUAAAAUCUCAGCAGAUAAUAAAAUAUAAGGGUUGGCUAGGAGGUAUAAUAACUGGGACUUGUACUUUAUUCCUCAUUUCUUUACGAAUAAAAGUGCAACAGUCCUUUUGGAAAUUUGACUUUUUUUUUUUAAGUUUAACACACAAACUUUGUGACUUAGCAAUACCCCUUUCUAGGUAUUUCCCUUAAAUAAAAUAUAUGUCCAUACAAAGAUUUAUACAAAUACUGAUUACAGCUUUAUUCAUAAUAGCUCCAAACUGAAAACAACCCAAACCUCAGCUGGUGAAUGGAUAAACAAAUGUGACUCACCCAUAAAGUGGAAUACAGCUCAGCAUUAAAAAAUAGCUACCCAUAGAUGUACACAAAAUUUUGGAUGAAUGUGAAAAGCAUUAUACUAAGUAAAAUAAGCCAGGCACAAAAUAUGUGUUGUAGAAUUCCAUAUAUAUGAAAUUCUAGAAAAGGAAAAUCAACAGUGACUAUGAGUGGUUUCCAGGGACUGGAGCUGGUGGUGGAAGUGUAGACGGGAUUUUCUACAUAGAGGCAGAGGGGAUGUCUAUCAUGAUUGUAGUGAUGGCUAUGUGACCAUAUUUUUUAAAAUACUUUGAAAUAAAAAUGGGUGAAUUUUAUUGUAUGUAAAUUUCAUCUCAAUAAAGCUGACUUUAUCAAGCAAGGAUAAAUAUUACAAUAAGAAACUGACAAAUCCAUCACAAUGGAAGAGUUUCAACAUUACCAAUUAUGUUAUCUGUAGGUUAUUUGUGGAUUUCUUAAUCAGGCUGGUGAAGAUUCUAUUACUAUUUUGGUGAGAGUUUCAGGAAUAGAAAUUGUUGGAAAAUGAUUUUUCUCAGAUACUUUAUAUCAAACAAUCAUAUGAGUUUUCCUUUUUUUUUUUUGGUUUGUUAAUAUGAUGACUUAUCCACAUUUUCAAAUGGCUAUUGUAAAUAGUGCUGCUGUGAACAUAGGGGUGCAUGUAUCUAGUAUAUAAGCUUCUUAAAGACAGAGGCAAAGUUGAUUAAUUCCUGUCUCCCAGAAAUUCUAACCUAGUGCUAGGCACAGAGCAGAGUAUCAGACUACUUGCUGAAUGACAUAUAAAAGUUAUUUUGAAUUAUCACAUUGAUACAGAAAGAACAGAGUUAGAGAUAUUAAACCAAAUUUCCCCCACAGAUCCUUGAAUUAGUACGGCAGGGAGGAAAUAACAUACAAUGUUCUUGGUACAAAUAAGUUUUCUGUUUACUGUGGAAUGUGUUUUUAAUAGUUAAAUAUUUAAUAUUUAAAUAUUCUAUUUAAUAUUCUAUUUAAUAGAAAUAAUAGUUCACUAAAUUCUGUUUAGCAAAGGUUGUAACUAAAAUGCAUUAUGUGUAAGAGUUUUCCUUCUGUGUGUGUGUGCAUGUGAGUGAGGCUAUUAUUACAUAUGGGUAUUGUCUUGACUAUAACAUGCAUCUGAUAAGCUUGUGAGACCUAGCCUGAGAAUCUAGCCAUGAUUUGGAAACCAGACUACACCUUUUUGAAAUACAUCAUGCGUGCAAAUGUGUUCUUAUCUUGGAUUUACAAAAACUGACAGAUGAAUUUCGUAUUUGAAUCUGUACAGUCUCUUCCUAGAAACCAUCAGACAGUUAUAUGUCCUAAAUGGCAUAGUUCUAAAGGCAGAAGACUUAAACAUCUGAGAUGUCAAGAUCUCUCCUAGCGCAAUGCUAGGUUCUUACUAAACCUCGCCUUCCUAUUCUUUUAUUACAUAUGAUGCUUUAGACAUGAGACUAACUACAGCAUUCUUUUUGUAAAUAAAGUUUUGUUGGGACACAGUGCUCAUUUGUUUAUGUAUUGUCUAUUGCUUUUGUGCUACAGUGGCAGAGUUGAAGAGUUGUGACAGAGACUGUAUGGCUGUUAAGCCUAAAAUAUUUAUUAUUAACUAACCCUUUACAGGGAACUUCUGCCACCUCUGGUUUAGAGUCCUAAGGUACACAUUUAAUUCCAAAACCACUUUAGACAGGAUAACCUUUUUGGCUUCAUGAAUGAUGAAGCUAUGACUCACAAAGUGACGAGGAAGUCCCAAAAUCAUAUAGAAGGGAGAUAUAAUGCAGUGGGUAAAAUGAAAGUUCAGAAGGCAGACUGUUUGAAUUGAUUUAUUACAA